UUGUGUAUAUUACGGUAUACUAUAACUGUUGGUUUCAUCUGUGUCUUUGGUAAAAUUCUUUAUAUAGUGCAGGCACAUUAUAUAUUUAAUAAUUUAAAAAUAAAGUUAAAUUUGUGUCGGACUGUGUUAACGAAGCAACAAUGUACGACGAUUUCCCGACCGAGUACCAGGUCAUCGUCGUGGGGACAGGUAUGGUUGAGUCCAUUCUGGCGGCGGCAUGUAGUAGGAUACGGUUAGAAGUUUUACAUUUGGACUCCAGCGAUCAUUAUGGGGGAUUGUGGGCGUCGUAUAAUUUUGAGGGCCUGCAAAAAUUCAUCAAAGAGGUGAAUACUAAUCCCAAUAUGAAAAAUGUUGUGUACAACGUGCAAGAGAAAUGGUAUAUUGGCAAGGAUUCCCCAGAAGAAGAAACUAAAAAGGAAGGUGAAGAGGGUAAGACUGAUGAUAGUAAAGCUGAAGGCGCAAAAAAACUAUGGACUCGAGCAGAUUUUGCAACAGAAUAUAGGAAGUUUAACAUUGAUACAACUCCAAAGUUGCUGUUCUCUCGCGGCCCACUGGUCGAACUUCUGAUAUCAUCGGACAUUGCCCGUUACACGGAGUUUCGUUGUGUGACACGUGUCCUUACUUGGCUUAAUGACAAACUGGCGCCAGUGCCUUGCUCGCGAGCUGACGUAUUCGCCACUGAGGCGGUUAGCAUCGUCGAGAAACGUAUGCUCAUGAAAAUGCUUACUUCCAUCGUUGGCUAUAACGAGGAGGAAAUGAACAACGAAUUCAAAGACUGGAAUGACAAAACCUUCAAAGAAUAUUUAACCCAUAAGGGUUUAACUCCAAACUUAAUUCACUACGUAUUGUUCGCCAUCGCCGGUGGUACUAACAGCAUGCUAUGCUUGGAUGGUGUAAGGGAAUGUAAAAAAUUCCUUAUGAGCCUCGGCCGUUACGGCAAUACUCCAUUCUUAUGGCCAAUGUAUGGAAGCGGAGACCUGCCUCAGUGUUUCUGCAGGUUGAGUGCGGUCUUCGGCGCUACGUACUGCUUGAAUCAACCAAUCGAUUCAAUUGAAACAAAGACUGAAGACGAUGGUAAAAACGUCGUAGUAGUCAAAUGUAUGUCAAAGACUCUCACAUGCGACCACUUGAUAAUGGAUAUCAACGAAUGCCCCAAGGAAAUCCUUUCUCCCGAGCCGGCAGAGGCUUCUUCUGACAUAUCAAGAGCUAUUUUCAUAACGAAUGAGACUAUUAUGCCAAGUGAGAAGGAACCCCUUACACUGCUAAGGUUCCCUCCACUCGAAGAAGAUGGAAAUGCAGUUACUGUUCUGGAAGUAGGCCCUGCCACCGGUUCUUGCCCUAAGGGACUUUUCCUCGUUUACUUCUUCACAACCAAGGUGAAGGAUGCUGAGAGCGAUUUGAAGCCGUAUGCUGAAAAAAUCUUGAACUUGUCCGAGGGCGACCAGACUGAAAAUUCUGAUAAACCCAAGUGCCUAUGGUCAUUGUACUACAACGUGAAGGACACGAGUGGGUCAGUACGUGAAGGUAUCGACAACGUACACGUGUGCUGUGGGCCCGAUGUCGACCUGGAUUUCGACCGCGCUGUGCAUACGGCGAGAAAAAUAUUUGAGAAGAUGUGCCCAGGUAAGGAAUUCCUUCCACGCUCCUACAGAUACAACGAGCUGGUGUUCGAGGAUGCUCCGCCUGGCCCCGAGUUUCAGAAGGAAGACGAAGACGCAGAUGGCGACAAGGAGUAACCGUAGUAGCUUAGAAUUGAACGCACCAGUCAGAAGCAUAUGGUUAUAGCACAUAUGAAUCUUUUUACAUUAAGUUAUUUAGCACUCUCAAUCAUAUUUAUUGUCUAAACAAAUAUGCAUAUGCAGUUUGUGCAUAUAACAAUUCCAUUAAAUUGUGAUUAUUAGAAAUUA
This is a messenger RNA of Melitaea cinxia (Glanville fritillary), 1907 nucleotides long. RefSeq names its product rab proteins geranylgeranyltransferase component A 2 (gene Rep). Lineage: Eukaryota; Metazoa; Arthropoda; Insecta; Lepidoptera; Nymphalidae. Gene Ontology annotation, molecular function: GDP-dissociation inhibitor activity. The transcript is spliced from 9 exons. Gene Ontology annotation, cellular component: Rab-protein geranylgeranyltransferase complex; cytosol; nucleus. Gene Ontology annotation, biological process: vesicle-mediated transport; intracellular protein transport; protein geranylgeranylation. The record is from RefSeq and is a predicted model, not a curated record. The coding region runs from base 141 to 1736 and encodes 531 amino acids.